Molecule: messenger RNA, 1652 nt
Organism: Diaporthe batatas
Lineage: Eukaryota; Fungi; Ascomycota; Sordariomycetes; Diaporthales; Diaporthaceae
Exons: 2
Coding region: 201-1652 (483 amino acids)
Molecular function (GO): oxidoreductase activity
Source: RefSeq, a predicted model, not a curated record
CUCUCUUAGAUAGACGGACUGGUUGUUGAUGUACCCCUCUUCCAUUUUCAUUCGUGUAUCCGUUCAAUCUUCGAAGAAGUUUUGGCUUUGUUUCUCGUUAUAUCGACCUUUAAAAGGGCCCUCGCAGCGUUGCUUGUGCCGUCAUCUGCCUCGGAUCUUGCCCCUCACACUGGCCAAGCCGCUCCGACAUAUAGUGUAACAUGCUUUUCACCAGAGAAAAGCGUGAUAUACGCCAUACAUGGGGCUAUACGUAUGAGUGGACUUCAGAGCACCUGACCAAGGAGCAGUUGCGGCCACUGACCUUCAGCUACGAUGUGCUUGGUGCGGAAUGCCUGGACCGGCUUGACGCCAUAAGCCCACCGGGGUCGACGAGGCCGGCCCGGAAGUCGUCUGUAGGAGAUGAUACAGCCGAGGCACCUGCCUCCCGGGACGGGGACGGCGGCAGCAAGAAGGACGUCUCUCCACGACGGGACCUGUACGCCCUCCUAGCGGAACACCACGCCACAGACCCGAAGCUCAACGAGCUGUGGACGCAGAUCCACACCGUCCCCUCCUGGGUCGACUGGGACCAGAUCAAAAGAGGCCAGGACGUCUUCUACCGCUACGGCGGGCCCAGCAUCGUCAGCCUGACCUUCCAGUCCCUGGUGGGCGGCAUGGGCGGGCGGCGCGUGGUCGAGACGCUCGCGAGGACGGGCGGGUUCGGCACCAAGGUGGCCAAGCGCCGCCUGCUCGAGACGUUCCAGCACAUACUGCAGGUGACGCGGGACCUGGGCAGCGUCCAGCCCGGCGGCGAGGGCUUCGCGAGCAGUGUCAAGGUGCGCCUGCUGCACGCGAGUGUGAGGCGGCGCAUCUUGACCCUGGCGCGGGACAGGCCGGAAUACUUUGACCUGGCCGAGUGGGGGGUUCCGAUCAACGACCUGGACUGCAUCGGCACCGUGCUGACGUUCUCGUCGGCGCUGAUCCAUCUCGGCCUCCCGCGGCAGGGCAUCUAUCUGCGCGAGCGAGAAGUAGAGGACUACUCGGCCCUGUGGAGGUGGGUGGCAUACCUGCUCGGCACGCCGACCGACCCGUGGCUGGUGGACUCCCGGAGGGCGAGGAUCCUGCUCGAGAGUCUGGUCGAGGCGGACAUGGACCCUAGCGACAUGUCGAGCGUGCUGGCCAACAACAUCCUCACGGGGCUGAGCUGUCAGCCGCCGACAUACGUGAGCCGCGAGUUCCUCUGCGCCGAGGCGCACUGGCUGAACGGGCGGGAGCUCUCGGACGCCCUCGGGAUCCAGCGGCCCAGUCUGUAUCACCGGGCGUUGGUUGCGGGGCAGUGUCUUUAUUUCAUGGUCAGUUGCUAUCUGUAUCGAUCAGUGCCGGAGUGGGACGAGCGCAAGAAUGAGCGAGUCAGGAAGUUUUUCUACAACCUCACAGUGCACAACAAGGAGAUCGGCCUUGGCACCGAGACCAACUUCGACUUCAAGUACGUGCCGCAGCUAGGCCGGACUACAGAGCUUGGCCAGCCCGAGGGCCCAAGGCUGCGCGUUGGUGCUCCUGAGCGCCAGGGGUUGACGACCCUGGUGUUGGCUUCGGCGCUGGUCGCGGCCGUGGCUUGGUCAGGGUUCAAGGCCAGCUCGGCUGUCAUUGCAGCUGUCCAUGUGAUGUCGUGA